Messenger RNA from Anthostomella pinea, 519 nucleotides. Lineage: Eukaryota; Fungi; Ascomycota; Sordariomycetes; Xylariales; Xylariaceae. The record is from the annotation of a GenBank genome assembly.
AUGGCGAGGCAAUUGCUGGCAUCUAGCCUGGGCCCAACACUGGACUCGGUGGAGGAAGACCAGUUGAGUUGUACUCGUGUGCGGAAAGUGUUAGCGAAGGAUUCGGCAAAGGCCUUUUCUAUGGAGUGCAUCUGGGCACAUCCCGAAGCUGAGGCCUUCCAAAAACCGUCCCCAGAUUCUGCGGUCCAGCCACACGGUCUCGUUCUAGAUGCGUUCUGCGAUGUCGAUGCGGGCGAGCGUAAAGUCACGGUCGAAACACAGACAAGUCCGAUUGCCGAAGUCGAGAACCAAAGUAUUGCUUCCUGGCAGGUGGCCCACGACAGUGCACCGGACGAUGAUGCGUCACCGACUGUGACUACGGAAGCGAUUGUGACUCCGGAAGCAUCACACGAGUCUGAUAGUGAUCUCAUGGAUGACCAAGAGGUCGACUAUUACUGGUCCUGGGAUACCGAAGCGCAGAGGCUAUCCCACACCGAUGAGGAUGGCGAGAAGGUGUAUUUCCCGGAUGUUUUUGAUUGA